AUAUAACGAUAAGGACGAUAACGUGAUGGCACCCAACAGCGAUGCGCGGUUGCGCGCCAUUUUAAAUUACACGCUUGAACAAUUUUCCCAAGAAACAAUGAGCUGAAAAUCCCCAAGUCAGCGUUGCAUUUAGCACUAUAGCUUUAUACAGCCAUGGCUUCGCUUGGGGAAAUACCAUCGGAUAAAAGUAUGGUUAACGGUGAAAAAGUUUUGGUCAGUGAUACGAAAACCGAGGACUUAGAAUAUCUUUUGGAAUGCUGUAUGGAGAAACUGGAUGAAGCCGAAGCAAGCUUAACCAGUAUUACUGAAAUGGAGAACCGUGUUAACGAGAAAGGCUUUCAAGUCCAAAGCGAAAUAAAACGAACUGCUGAAAGUAUGAUUGAGACGAUCCAGCAACGAAAAUGUGAAAUGGGCUCCCAGGUGAAGUCUGCCAUGAAAGCCAAGCAGAAAGCAUUGAACUCGCAAAAGAACAAACUUAGUUCGUAUGUGGAGUCCUUAAAGAGUUCUAUGGAGUAUUCCAAAGAUAUUUUAAACAACAAUGAUAGUGAUGCAAGCCAGUGGAAGCCUGCCUUAGUAGAAUUACUUCGAGAAGUGGUGGACGAGCAGAUAGAUCAUGAGCCUGCUGCGAAUGAGAGUUUUGAAUUGACUGUAAACGAAGAGGAAUAUAUGUUUGAUUUAGAAGAAUUUUUCACUCGGCUUUGUACACGCAGGAGAAGUCAUCUCUCAUCAACGGACACUUAAGACGUUAAUUAAGAAAGAUAAUUGCUUUAUUAUAUUUCACAACAAGAUUAAGAUUGUAGAACCAGUGUGGAACUGAGUUGUUCUGUCAGUCGAGAAAAUCCGUGAUUCGAAGAAACUUUUUAUAGUGGUAAUAUUUGAACAACUUUUUUACUCACGACUUUGACUUUGUCCAAAGCGAAGAAGUCAUCAAACAGACACUUGAAAUGUUAAUGAGGGAUAUAAUUUGUUAAUAAUAGUGCAUUACAAGAUAGAGUUGCUAGCCUUUCACUCUUCUCUUCGAGAAAACUUGCAUUUAAUAUGAAAAUUUUAUUGCGUUUUACUUUUUUACGUGUUUUGUAUGUAAGGCGAAGAUGUUAUCUCUUCACGAAUCUCUCUUUGAUUAAAAAAAUUAAUGAGUUAGAUAAUUGUUAAAUAAUGACCCGUUUAUACGAGAGGCUUUGAAAACCAUGACAUGAUGCCUCAGGACCAUCUUGGGCCAAGCCAUGAUUUGAAGAAAAUUUUUAUAUCGCAAAAAUUUUGGAAUCGAUAUUUUUGAUAUGGCUUUGUCAGAGAAAUAUUGGACCCUUGACAUGUCAAUGAGAAAAUAACAAGAUAGAAUCAGUGGUGUGGAACUGUUCCCAU
Molecule: messenger RNA, 1362 nt
Organism: Paramuricea clavata
Lineage: Eukaryota; Metazoa; Cnidaria; Anthozoa; Malacalcyonacea; Plexauridae
Source: the annotation of a GenBank genome assembly